This is a messenger RNA of Papilio machaon (common yellow swallowtail), 741 nucleotides long. RefSeq names its product histidine-rich glycoprotein. NCBI's taxonomy places the organism in Eukaryota, Metazoa, Arthropoda, Insecta, Lepidoptera, Papilionidae. The record is from RefSeq and is a predicted model, not a curated record. The transcript has a single exon. Bases 1 to 741 code for a protein of 246 amino acids.
AUGAGAAUUCAGAUCGGGCUUACCCUACUGGGGUGCUUACUAGCUGUCUGUUCAGGAUAUGAAUCUGAUCAGCAAGAAGGUGACCUAGCCGUAGCGGCGACAGGGCACAAGCGUGGACAUCAUUACGAGGAAGGCAGUGGCAAGGAACACCACGGCCAUCAUCAUCAUGAACAUGGCCAUAAGGAAACUAAGGGACAUAAAGGACAUCACCAUCACCAAAAAGGCGAGCAUGGUGAUCAUCACAAGCAUCAUCAUGCGGGACAUCAUCACGAACAUGGAGAUGGGCAUAAAAAGCACUGGGAUGAAGACAAACAUGACGGUCAUCACCAUGAGCACGGACAUUAUCAUAAGGGAGGCAAGCAUCAUCACAAGAAACAUCACGACAAAGGCGAAGAAAUCAAAGGAUAUCAUAAAAAAUAUCAUAAGGACGAAUUCCACAAGGACCAUCACUUUUACGACGACCAUCAUAAGGAGGGCAAGCAUCACAAGCACGGACAUCAUCACGGACACCACGACGAACAUGGAGGUCAUCACAAGAAAGGUGGCCAUCAUCAUUCCGGCCAUCACGAGCACCACCACGGUAAGGGUGGACAUCAUGACAAGCACCAUAAUGACGAAGAUCACAAAGGCCAUAAGGGACACUCCGGGUACGAGGAACACGAUCAUUAUCAGGACGACCACGGCAAGAAGGGUGGACACGAGGACCACAAGCACUGGGGAUUCCAUCACGGAAAGCACUGA